AUGUCGGUCCAACUGGGCGUAUCCGGGGUGCCUGUGAUCCCUCAGGGAACGGCAUAUGGCCUCCUGAUAGGAUUGGGUGUUGGCUUUUGCGGCAUCGUUCUGGUGGCCAUAAAAAUCCAGCGGGCUUACCUUUCAGAAGAUUCAUCGACUUCAGAAAUGUUCAUGGUCGCCAAUAGAUCAGUAGGGACAGGAUUAACAGCGUCGGCGGUGUUUUCAUCCUGGAUGUGGAUCAACGAAACGGUGUUUUCAGCUGCAUUCUGCUAUAAAUUCGGGAUGGCUGUUCCUUUUUGGUGGGCUACAGGGCUGUGCUUUCAGAUUGCUUUGAUGGCAGCUCUUGGCGUGCUGGCCAAAAUUCGCGUACCAUAUGCACACACAUCAUUGGAAAUUAUCCGGAUGCGUUAUGGCAAACUUGGUCAUCUUGUGUUCAUUGUCUUGAAUAUCACAAACAACGUCUUUGGAUGCGCAUCCAUGAUCUUAACUGGGUCGCAACUGAUCUAUGGUGUGUCUGGCAUGCAUUUUGUUGCAGCCACCAUUCUCAUUCCUCUCGGAGUGGUCUUGUAUACGGCAGUGGGAGGCCUUAAGGCGACCUUUUUGACAGACUACCUUCACACGACUAUUGCUUUGAUCCUAAUCAUUUACUUCACCCUAACAACGUUAACUCACGAUGCAGUGGGAGGCCUUGGAGGUUUGUAUGACAAGGUCAUGGCGACGGCCUCGGAAAAUAUUAUUGCAGGAAAUUACGAGGGAUCCCUGCUUACAAUGAAGUCCCUUGACUCGAUUAUUUGGGGACUGAUUCUCAAGUUCGGAAACCUUGCUCUCGUGGUCAUGGAUACGGCAUUCUGGCAAAAGUCAUUUGCUACUGAGGUCAAAGCUACCGUGCCUGGCUAUAACCUUGCAGCAAUUGCUAUAUUCGGGAUUCCAUGGGGCCUCGGCACCGUUAUUGGUCUCACUGCCAGGGCCAUUCAUAACACUCCGAUUUUCCCGACAUACCCCGGCGAGUUCUCUCCAGACCUUGUUAAUGCAGGCUUGGUGAUGCCGUACACAAUCAAGGCUCUCAUCGGAGAUAAGGGAAUUGUGGCCUUCUUUGUUCUCUUAUUCAUGGCUCUUACUAGCACCGUCUCUUCUUCCAUGAUUGCCGUCAGCAGCAUUCUAUCAUUCGACGUUUAUAAAACGUACAUUGACCCAAAGGCAUCGGAUAAGAAGAUUAUGAGAGUCAGCCACCUUGCCGUUGUUUUCCAUGCCAUUUUCAUUACCGGCAUCUCACUGGCACUCAACUAUGGUGGAGCUGACAUGACAUGGAUCGGCUACUUCAGGCCAAUCCUCUCCUGCCCCGGCAUCAUUCCCCUGGGUCUGACCCUUGCGUGGUCGAAGCAGACGAGACUAGCGGCCGUCGCAUCGCCAAUUCUCGGAUUCCUCACGGGCCUCAGUGUUUGGCUGGCUACAGCCAAGUCGCUCUACGGCACUAUCAACAUCGCAACGACGGAGGCCAGUUUCCCUGCCUUGUAUGGAGCUAUUGCGUCCUUCUUCUCUCCUGCUCUUUACUCAGUUGUCAUUUCUCUUUACAAGCCAGAGACAUUUGAUUGGCGACGAUUCUUGCUCAUUGAGCUUGCAGAAGCACCAAAGCUCGAUGGACCUGAACCAUCACUUUCGAGCAACAGGGAAAAGGAUGCCAUAACUGAUAAAGAUACCAGCGAGUCAAAUAGCCAUGGUAUUGGGGCUUCAAAUUCACCAAGCGAGAAUAUAUCAGUUACAGCUUCCGAUCCAGAGAAUGCCAAGACUCUUGACAUUGGAGAAAAAGGUAAUACGAGCGUGUCGAUAAAUAGCGAUCCAAGCACACUCGACCUUGACAAUGUGCAGCAUCCAUUUGAUGAGGCGACGUUACAAGAACUGCAUCGUUGGUACCGCAUAGCUUGGAUCUUCUUUGUCGUAGUCGUUCUCGUCACUUUUGUCGCAUGGCCAAUGCCAUUAUACCGAAACUACAUCUUCACCAAAUCCUUCUUUUCCGGCUGGACGACGGUUGCGAUUAUAUGGCAGUUUCUAGCAUUCUUCGCGGUGGUCAUAUAUCCUUUAUAUGACGGAAGACAUGCAAUUGUCAAGGCAUACCGGGGUGUUUGGAGUGCGAUUAGCGGUACCUUUAGCAGGUCAUGA
Molecule: messenger RNA, 2148 nt
Organism: Trichoderma atroviride IMI 206040
Lineage: Eukaryota; Fungi; Ascomycota; Sordariomycetes; Hypocreales; Hypocreaceae
Biological process (GO): urea transmembrane transport
Cellular component (GO): plasma membrane
Molecular function (GO): urea transmembrane transporter activity
Source: RefSeq, a predicted model, not a curated record